UUGUUUUUACUCUCUUUUUCAGAAAAGGGUCGUAAGCUUUUUAUUGGUGGUCUUUCCUCAAACGCUAGAAAAGAAAAUCUUGAGCAUGAGCUUAAGAAAUAUGGUGACAUCUCAAACAUUUGGGUUGCCAGAAACCCACCUGGAUUUGCCUUUGUCGAGUUUUCCAAGGCCUUUGAUGCAGAAAAAGCCGUCCGAGCUCUUGAUGGCAUGAAUAUAUGCGGUUCUCGUAUACGCGUAGAGUUUUCUCAUAGCAAUAAAGCCGCCUCGUCUUUUCGAUGGCUACUUGCUCACUUCAAAUUUCUCGAUCCACAUGCUUCCGAAUAUCCUUGUUCAGGCGCUGGAAAUGACUCUACUCGCAAUCGUCAAGAUCACACUGGUACGUUUCGUGGCGCUGCCCCUCAAUUUUCAUCUGUUACAAAUUUGACCGCUCCCUCUGCUACUGAUGCUUCCUUUCAUCGAUAUGGCUCUCCAGCAUCUAAACGCCGCGAUGACACUUUUCGACGCGCUGGCUACGCUCAAAUUAAUGCUACGCGACGGGAUAACCUGGGCCCCUCAACUGCCGUUGGUGGCCUACCCUACCGUUCAGAUAUUACUAUUCCAGGAGCUUCCUCUCUAGCUGCCCCUUCCGCCCCAAGGCUUUCAUUCGAGCAAUUAACUGCCUUGUAUCACGUCAAUCCUGAGCUUGCAACUGCUGCUGCUGCUGCCGUGCUUGCCAAUGGUUCUGGGUAUGCGGGUUUGGCCCCGUCAGGCCAACACAGUGCCGCUGGUGCAAAUCCUUACGUUACUUCUGCCACAGAAGAGCUACUACGUAAUAUUCUUUCUCCUACAUUUAUGCAUUCCGGGGGAGCGAGCGGCUUCGGGGCAAGUGGCAAUGGCUUUGCCAAUAACAUGUCUUCCCUCGGAACAUCUAACAUCAGAAGAACGCCGGUGAGAGGACCUGCUGACAGGCGGAGAAGCCGCAGCCGGUCCCCGAUUGAUCACCAACGCUUUCCUCGUCGUGAUCGAGAACGUGAUUCCGAGAGGGAUAGGAAGCGAGUCCGCGACCGAAUCGAAGAUUCUUUUAAUCCUACUGGUGACCGGCUCCCACUCAUAGCCUGUCCGGAUCGUUUUACACCGGGUUCAUCUUUUCCCACGGCGCCCCGUUCACCCAGGCUUAAGCGGGGACUACGGCAUUCUGCUUCACCUUCAUCAUUACCUGCUCCUUAUUUCUCUCAUGCUGGGCGCCGUCGUAGCAGGGAUCGAUCGCGCAGCAAUGAUCGCUCUGGGACGAAAGAUCCAUCUGCAACUCGAGAGCAGCCCCGCACUCGAUCCCGAAGAGAUGAGUUCGAUUUGUCAGGAGCGGAGGAUGAGACAAACAGACAAUUCCCUGAAGGCAGUCGAGAGCGGCGUCCACAGCAGGAGCGUGCAAGCAGAGAACGUCGUUCCAGAGGUGCAGAAGAUCAUGAGCAUACUGCAACCCCAUCCCAGGCUUCUUCCCGCUCUAGUCGCACUACAAGCAAGCCAGCGGAUCGGAGCGACGAUAGACGUAGGCGAUAA
Molecule: messenger RNA, 1536 nt
Organism: Protopolystoma xenopodis
Lineage: Eukaryota; Metazoa; Platyhelminthes; Monogenea; Polystomatidea; Polystomatidae
Source: the annotation of a GenBank genome assembly